AGCUCAGUCGCGUUGUGUCCUUGUGAUAGUCUAAUAUCGUGUGUGCAUAAAUAACAAUAAAUUGUUUACACGGGAAUGCCCUGUGGAUAGUAAUUGCAAGUGUUUUGCAUUUCCUCGCGUAGGACGUCGUUUACGCCGGUAGUGUGUAGGUUGUGAUUAUGGUGCGCUGACGCCGGUGUGGUUCCUGUGGGUGUUAUUAAUUCUCAAAGACAGCUGUGAUUGGCCCAAGAUGGAUCGAACAAUGUAUGGCAAGGUGCUACCUGGCACUUAUUAUCCGUUCCGCUGCGCUAUGAAGGAGAACGGAAUAUCGCCCGGCUAUGCGCUGCUCGCCGACCUUCAGAACUCUAUUAAUCCUGGCGCCCGCGUAGGCAGUCCAGGUGGCAGGAGUUCACCUGGUGGAAGAACUGCGUCUCCUGGCAGGACCAGCUCUCCCCUCGGCAGAGGCAGUUCUCCUGGUCGCCUGAGCUCGCCAGGAGGCAGCUUAAAUUCACCGUCUUCCACUGGAUAUGGCUCAAUAAAUGGAUCUAGGAAUAUAUCUUCUGAUUACACUAAGCCUGCUUCGCCAACCUACCAGAACACAUCAUCUCUCCACGAGAAAGUGCAUCCAAUAAAAUACAACACAACACAAGCCAGCUAUGGUAACCACAAUGCCUACAACGCAGGACAACCUGCGUAUAACACUGCACAACCAGCGUAUGGCAGGACAGCCUCAGAUAGAAGUGGACGAGGACACCUCACCGAACUGGACACCCUACUCGAUGACCUGAGCAACGCCAGAUAUGGGAACUAUGUGGACAAGACUACGUACAACGAAAGAAAUGUAACGGAUGGCUAUGCUCGCACCAAUGGUACAUCCAGCCCGGCCUCCUCCCGACCCACAGUGGACUCUCUGCUCGACCAGCUCAGCGCAGACCUUCCAAAUGGUCGCGCUUCAACUUCUCCGGUACCUCCUCCGUCACAGGGAGGCACCCUACCUCGACCAGGCACGAAGCAGGUCACGGUGACAGUUCAGGAGACGGUGGUGGAACCAGCCCAGUCACAGCAACAGCCUCCACCGACCGUCCCGGCCGUACGUCAUCAUCACCACGCCUCCAACGCUACUAAGGAACUUGAUGAUCUGAUGGCAUCGCUCUCUGAUUUCAAAGUAAGCGGCACAGGAGCUGAAAGCGGUACCCACGUAUAUCGCGAAAAGCGUGCGUGGCAAGAACACUACCGCAGCAACCCGCGGCAACCAGAGUCCGCCUCUCUAGAGCAUAUGCUCGGAUCUCUCCGAGCAGACAUGAGCCGCCAAGGAGUACAAACCCCCCAAAAGGGAUGCUGCAACGCCUGCGAUAAGCCCAUCGUCGGACAGGUCAUCACCGCGUUGGGUCGCACGUGGCACCCUGAGCACUUCACCUGCGCUCACUGCAACCAGGAGCUGGGCACCAGGAAUUUCUUCGAGCGUGACGGCAGGCCUUACUGCGAGCCUGACUACCACAACCUAUUCUCGCCCAGAUGUGCUUACUGCAACGGACCUAUCCUCGACAAAUGCGUCACGGCUCUGGAAAAAACUUGGCACACAGAACAUUUCUUCUGUGCCCAGUGUGGCCAACAAUUUGGUGAGGAUGGUUUCCACGAGAGGGAUGGCAAACCAUACUGCCGCAAUGACUAUUUUGACAUGUUUGCGCCAAAAUGCGGCGGUUGCAACAAGCCCAUCAUGGAGAACUACAUCUCAGCACUGAACACACAAUGGCACCCUGACUGCUUCGUUUGCAAGGAAUGUCGUGAGCCUUUCCAUGGAGGAUCUUUCUUCGAACACGAAGGCCAACCUUACUGUGAGACCCACUACCACGGCAAACGUGGCUCCCUCUGUGCCGGCUGCCACAAACCUAUCGCCGGCCGUUGCAUCACAGCCAUGUUCAGAAAAUUCCACCCAGAACACUUCGUAUGCGCGUUCUGUCUCAGACAACUCAAUAAAGGCACAUUCAAAGAACAAAACGACAAACCAUACUGCCAUACAUGCUUUGACAAACUCUUUGGUUAAACUGUCAAAAUGUAUCAUGACGUCACAGUGCACUAAACAAGAUGGUGGGUCUUUUAAAACUGUGACCAUUCGAUAUUUAAAUAAAUGAGAAAAAGAAAAUAAUAGUGCUGUGACUGAAUCGAUAAUAUCGAUUGAUUGCAGUAUUUUAAUUGUAACAUGUUCAAAUUAUGAUGGUUCUAAUUAAUUAACUAUGUGGCGACUGUGAGUCGUGAUAGUGCCAUACGACAUUUAAAACUGUAUGAUAUUAUAUAAAGAAAAUAUUUACGUCGUAACAUUGUAAAGAAAUAACUAACUAAGAUAUAUUUAUGUUAUAGAAAUCGAUUGACACGAUUCAUAUUAAUUAUGUCUCAAGUCUAAAGCGAAAAGUAUGAAUUAUGAUAAUUUUUAGCGCAACCUUGAAAAGAUAAUAGCCAAUUGAAUAAAUAAAUGAUAUGCCAAUUAAAAUUUCCAACUUUAGUAUGACACAGUAUAUUAAAAAUAUAAAUAACAUAAAGCAUUUAAUAAUACAUGGUAAUAUAGAAACUCUUUGAAAAUAUCCUUUUCCCUCCUUAUCCUUUGCUAAGACAGGAG
This is a messenger RNA of Spodoptera exigua (beet armyworm), 2593 nucleotides long. The record is from the annotation of a GenBank genome assembly. NCBI's taxonomy places the organism in Eukaryota, Metazoa, Arthropoda, Insecta, Lepidoptera, Noctuidae.